UCGCGAGGUCGGCUUCUCUCAGUCUCGGCUCAGUCGACUCCCGGCCGUCAUUUCGCGAGACUUCGUGCCCCUCAGCCGCCCCUGCCGCCGCAUCAGACUAGCGCCGGACCGGGACUCCGACCGGCUUCUUCCGCGGGCACAGCUCGAGCUUCGGCUCCGGCCCCGCCGAGGCCCCGGACCCCCCCUGCCCUGUCUUCCCUGCCCUCCUCUGCCGCUGUCAUGGCGGACCCCAAAUACGCCGACCUCCCCGGCAUUGCCAGAAAUGAACCAGAUGUUUAUGAGACCAGCGACCUCCCUGAGGACGACCAAGCAGAAUUUGAUUCGUUUGCACAAGAGCUGGAGGAGCUAACAAGUACAAGUGUGGAGCACAUCAUUGUCAACCCAAAUGCUGCCUAUGACAAGUUCAAAGACAAAAGAGUGGGGACCAAGGGACUUGACUUUUCGGAUCGUAUUGGGAAAACCAAAAGGACAGGAUAUGAAUCUGGAGAGUUUGAAAUGCUUGGAGAGGGACUGGGGCUGAAGGAGACACCCCAACAGAAGUACCAAAGACUGUUGCAUGAGGUUCAAGAAUUAAUGACUGAGGUGGAGAAGAUAAAGACAACAGUGAAGGAGUCAGCUGCUGAGGAGAAGCUGACCCCUGUGAUGUUGGCCAAACAGCUGGCCGUCCUGAAACAGCAGCUCGUCGCCUCCCACCUAGAGAAGCUGCUGGGACCUGAUGCUGCCAUCAACCUCACUGACCCUGAUGGAGCCCUGGCCAACCGUCUACUGGUGCAACUGGAGGCAGCUAAGAGCAGCAAAGGGAUUGGGACAGGGGGCAAGGACAGUGCUGGGCCCUCCCCUGACAGCAGCCUGGUUACUUAUGAGCUUCACUCUCGGCCUGAGCAAGACAAGUUCUCCCAGGCCGCCAAGGUUGCAGAGCUUGAGAAACGGCUGUCAGAGCUGGAGGCAACAGUGCGCUGUGACCAGGACCCUCAGAAUCCCUUGUCUUCGGGCCUGCAGGGAUCCUGCCUGAUGGAAACAGUGGAGCUGCUGCAGGCAAAGGUGAGCACCCUGGACCUUGCUGCUUUGGAUCAGGUAGAAGCACGACUACAGAGUGUCCUGGGGAAAGUGAAUGAGAUUGCUAAACACAAAGCUGCUGUGGAGGAUGCAGACACACAAAGCAAGGUACAUCAGUUGUAUGAGACAGUUCAGCGCUGGAGUCCCAUUGCUGCUACGCUUCCGGAACUAGUACAGCGACUUGUUACCAUCAAGCAGCUGCAUGAGCAAGCUAUGCAGUUUGGUCAGCUCCUGACACAUCUGGACACCACCCAACAGAUGAUCGCUGGUUCUCUCAAGGACAACGCUGCCUUACUGGCUCAGGUGCAGGCUACCAUGCAUGAGAACCUGGUCACAGUGGAAGGAAACUUUGCCAGCAUCAACACACGAAUGAAGAAACUAGGAAAGUGAGCAGAAGUGGAGGGGCAGUCUCUGACCCAUUUGUGUAUAUCCUGUACUUAUCAGCUUGAGUAUGGCUGUGUUCCUUCUUUCCUUCAUUAUAAGAAUCCCAGGUCCCCACCCUCACCUCCAAGGAGAGGACCUCCUGCAUGUGCAGUGUAUCCCCCUUCCAUACAUUCAACAGUGGUGGUCAAGGGGAAGCAUCUCCUGUUAGCCCCUGGAGACGGGGGGCAUGGAAACAGCCAUUCUCCUAACCCAUGUAUAACACUGCUUUCCCAUGAUGUGGUGGGAGUAGGGGUACACAGAUGCUCUGUGGCUAACUGUACAACUUUCUGAUCAUUAAAUGCUGUUGUGCCGUA
This is a messenger RNA of Dromiciops gliroides (monito del monte), 1793 nucleotides long. It is a transcript of the gene DCTN2, whose product is annotated as dynactin subunit 2. Gene Ontology annotation, cellular component: centrosome; dynactin complex; cytoplasm. Gene Ontology annotation, biological process: mitotic spindle organization. The coding region runs from base 220 to 1446 and encodes 408 amino acids. The record is from RefSeq and is a predicted model, not a curated record. The transcript is spliced from 16 exons. Lineage: Eukaryota; Metazoa; Chordata; Mammalia; Microbiotheria; Microbiotheriidae.